AUGGGUAAGGACAACUCCGAACAGGAGGAUGCUGUGGCCAACCACGUCUCUGGCCAGGCUAACAAGCCUCUUUCGCGUCCUCCUCACUGCUUGUCCAUUGACGAGACCGUGGCCGAGCUGAAGGCCAAUGCUGAAGAUGGUCUGACUGACGCUGACGCCAAGGCGCGUCUGGAGGAAUACGGCCGCAACCAGUUCGGCGAGGAGAAGGGUGUUCAGCCCGUCAAGAUCCUCGUCGCUCAGGUUGCUAACGCCAUGACACUGGUUCUCAUCCUCGCCAUGGCUGCCUCCUUCGGUAUCGAAUCUUGGAUCGAGGGUGGAGUCGUCACUGGUGUCAUUGCCAUCAACAUUAUCGUUGGUUUCCAGCAAGAAUACAAGGCCGCCAAGACCAUGGACUCGCUCCGCUCCCUGUCAUCGCCUACCGCCUCCGCCGUCCGCGACGGAUCUAAUCAAACUGUCCCUACUGUCGAAAUUGUCCCUGGUGACAUGGUCGAGUUGAAGACUGGCGACACUAUCCCUGCCGAUGUCCGCAUCAUCGAAGCCGUCAACUUCGAGACCAAUGAGGCUCUUCUCACGGGCGAGUCCCUUCCUGUUCGUAAGGAGCCUUCCAUGACUUUUGAGGACGACACUGGUCCCGGUGACCGUCUCAAUGUCGCCUACAGCUCUUCGACUGUCACCAAGGGCCGUGCUCGUGGCAUCGUUUUCGCGACCGGCAUGUACACUGAGAUUGGUCAGAUUGCUGCUGCCCUCCGCGGCAAGAGCUCCCGUCGUCGUCCUGUGAAGCGCAAGGAGGAUGGCAGCGCCAGCCCUGGUCGCUACGUCCAGGCUGGUAUUCUCACUGCAUACGACGCUGUUGGUGUCUUCCUUGGUAUCAACGUCGGCACCCCUCUCCAGCGUAAGCUGUCUCAGCUCGCUCUGCUUCUUUUCGGUAUCGCCAUUAUCUGUGCCAUCAUCGUUCUGGCUGCCAACGACUUCAACACGACCCAGGAGGUUAUUAUCUACGCUGUUGCCACUGGUCUCUCCAUGAUUCCCGCCUCUCUCGUCGUUGUGCUCACCAUCACCAUGGCCGCCGGUACGAAGCGUAUGGUUCAGCGUCACGUCAUCGUUCGCAACCUGAAGUCUCUCGAGGCGCUCGGUGCUGUUACCAACAUUUGCUCUGACAAGACCGGUACCCUCACCCAGGGUAACAUGGUUGUCCGCAAGGCGUGGGUCCCUGGUGUCGGCACCUUCUCUGUCAAGGAUGCUACCGAGCCCUUCAACCCAACCAAGGGUUAUCUCUCCUCCCGCGUCGAGCAGCCUAAGGAUAUCUCCUUCCAGGGUGAGGAUGCUGAGGGCGAAUCGUUCUCCGAUGUUGAUGGCCAGGUCAACUCGAACCCUACGCUUCAGACGUACCUCAACGUCGCGUCUCUGGCUAACCUGGCCACCGUCCACCAAAACAAGGAAGGCGAAUGGCACGCUCGUGGCGACCCGACUGAGAUCGCCAUUCAGGUCUUCGCUUCUCGCUUCAACAUGAACCGUCUCGUUCUGUCCGGCGAGGGCAACAACUGGAACCAGAUCGCCGAGUUCCCCUUUGAUUCCGAUGUCAAGAAAAUGUCUGUCGUCUUUAGCGAUGCCGAGGGCAACCAAAACUGGCUCUUCACCAAGGGUGCCGUCGAGCGUGUCAUCUCUUCUUGCCCCAAGAUCCAGAUUGGCGAUCAAGUGACCGACCUCACCGACGAGAUUGAGCAGGAGAUUCUCCGCAACAUGGAAGCCCUCGCGCGCCUCGGUCUUCGUGUUCUCGCAUUCGCCAGCAAGCAGGAUAUCGGCCCCGUUGACGGACACGAGAACCUUGACCGCAACCUUUACGAGAAGGACCUCAUCUUCCGUGGCCUCAUUGGUCUCUACGAUCCUCCUCGCCCCGAAUCUGCUCCCUCCGUUCAAAUGUUCCACAGGGCUGGCGUCAGUGUUCACAUGCUGACGGGUGACCACCCCGAAACUGCUCGCGCCAUCGCACUUGAAGUCGGCAUCCUGCCCACCCGCAUGAACGAGAUCGCUGCCGACAUCGCUAAGACGAUGGUCAUGGCUGCCCACGACUUUGACAAGCUCACCGAUGACGAGAUCGACCAACUUCCCCGUCUCCCUCUCGUCGUCGCACGCUGCGCUCCCCAGACCAAGGUUCGCAUGAUUGAGGCUCUUCACCGUCGCGAGCGCUUCGUUGCCAUGACCGGUGAUGGUGUCAAUGAUUCUCCCUCCCUCAAGCGUGCUGACGUCGGUAUUGCCAUGGGCCAAGCCGGCUCUGACGUGGCCAAGGAAGCUUCCGAUAUUGUUCUUUCUGACGACAACUUCGCCUCCAUCCUUAACGCUGUCGAAGAGGGACGCCGCAUGUUUGACAACAUUCAAAAGUUUGUUCUCCACGUGCUUGCCCAGAACGUUGCCCAAGCCUGUGUUCUUCUCAUCGGCCUUGCCUUCAAGGACGACAGCAACCUGUCUGUCUUCCCUCUCGCUCCUGUUCAGGUCAUGUGGAUCAUCAUGAUCACGUCUGGUCUUCCCGACAUGGGUCUCGGUUUCGAAAUUGCCGCUCCCGACAUCAUGGAACGUCCUCCCCAGAACCUGAAACAAGGUAUCUUCACGCCUGAGCUUCUGUUCGACAUGCUUGCCUACGGCCUCUGGACUGCUGCUCUCUGCAUGGGAUCUUUCCUCGUCGUCAUGUUUGGCUUCGGUGAUGGUCAGUUCGGCGAGAACUGUAACGCCGACUACUCUGAGGCUUGCGACACCGUUUUCCGCGCUCGUGCUACCUGCUUCGCCUCUCUCACUUGGCAGUCUCUCUUCCUCGCUUGGGAGAUGGUUAACAUGCGCCGGUCUUUCUUCCGCAUGGUGCCCGGCAGCAAGCGUUAUUUCACUCAGUGGAUGCACGAUGUCUACCGCAACAAGGUUCUCUUCUCUGCUGUUGUUUUCGGCUUCGUCACUGUCUUCCCUCUCAACUACAUUCCUGGACUUAACCGUGUUGUAUUCAAGCACACGGGUCUGACCUGGGAGUGGGGUGUUGUCUUCAUUGCCGCCAUCCUCUUCUUCAUCGGUAUCGAGAUCUGGAAGUGGUUGAAGCGCGUCUACUUCCGUCGCCAGGCCCGCAAAGAUACGGGCGGCGUCGCGGACGUGGAGGCUCGUGUAUUCGGUGUCUACUACGACCUUGGUGGUGUGGACUUUGAGAAGUCGGCGUCGAGCCCCAGCAGCAGCGGCGAGAAGGAGCUCCGCGAGAAGCCGUCCAACAACGGCGUUGCGGACAACAAGAAGGCCGAUCUCGAGGCAUGA
Verticillium nonalfalfae is the source of this 3285-nucleotide messenger RNA. RefSeq names its product Na+ ATPase (gene ENA1). The transcript is spliced from 4 exons. Gene Ontology annotation, biological process: intracellular calcium ion homeostasis; calcium ion transmembrane transport. Bases 1 to 3285 code for a protein of 1094 amino acids. Gene Ontology annotation, cellular component: plasma membrane. The record is from RefSeq and is a predicted model, not a curated record. Lineage: Eukaryota; Fungi; Ascomycota; Sordariomycetes; Glomerellales; Plectosphaerellaceae. Gene Ontology annotation, molecular function: ATP hydrolysis activity; P-type calcium transporter activity; ATP binding.